UUUUAAAGCAAAGAAUAAUUUUUAAAAAAUUCAGAACAAAGAAAAAUCUUUUAAAAUUAUUUUAGUUUAAAAAAAUUUUAAAGUAGAUCGAGCAUCAGCAGAAGCCAUAAAUCGAGAGAAAUUUUCAUGAAAUGCAUCCUUCGAAAAUAUUUUUCUUCCUUCUCUUCGUGAUUUUAAAUCAUGAAUUUACGACAUCUGAAACCGCUAAACGCAAAUUCCCAUCGGACUUUAAAUGGGGAAUUGGAACUUCGUCAUAUCAAAUUGAAGGUGCUUGGAAUGAAGGAGGAAGAGGAGAAUCAAUUUGGGAUUACAUAACGCACACCAAUCCAAACAAAAUCCGCGACAAAAGCAACGGAGAUACGACUGCUGAUAGUUAUCGCAAUUGGCGUCGUGAUGUUGAGAUGAUACGAGAACUAGGAGUCGAAAUUUAUCGUUUUUCGAUGUCUUGGGUGCGAAUUUUGCCAUCUGGAUUUCCAGACUCGAUCAACAAGGAAGGAGUUGAGUACUAUAACAACUUGAUUGAUGAACUUUUGAAGUACAAUAUCACUCCGAUGGUCACAAUUUAUCAUUGGGACCUACCACAACGCUUGCAACAAAUCGGCGGAUGGACAAAUUCAAAGAUGAUUGAUUACUACAUUGACUUUUCACGGGUCAUGUUCGAACUUUUCGGCGAUCGAAUCAAGAUUUGGUCGACUUUUAAUGAGCCAUACUACAUUUGUCAAGGAUAUGAAGAGGGAUUUAUGGCUCCAGGUGUGGAUUUGCCCGGUAUCGGAGGAUAUUUGUGUGGACAUACCAUUUUAAAGGCUCAUGCGGAGGUAGUUCACAUGUAUCGCGAAGAGUUUCAACCGAAAUUCGGGGGUCAAAUUGGAAUAACUUUCGAUUCUUCGUGGCUAGAACCGCUAACAGAAUCCGAUAUUGACAAAGAAGCAGCAGAACGAGGCUUGCAAUUCUUCCUUGGAUGGUUUGCUCAUCCAAUUUUCAAGGGAAAUUAUCCGCCUGUCAUGAUCGAAAGAAUUGGGGAGCUCAGUAAACAACAAGGAUUCACGGAAUCACGUCUCCCAACGUUCACCGAAGCAGAAAUCGAUCGAAUCGUGAACACAAGUGACUAUUUCAGCAUUUGCAGUUACACGGGAAAUCUCGUGACAAUAGCGAAACCAAACAAUACGUACAAAGUGCCGUCAUUUUUGCACGAUAUGAACAUCGGCAGGACAAUAGAUCCCAAUUGGCCAACAAGUGGAAGCGAUUGGCUUCGUGUUUACCCGAAAGGAUUUUAUAAUUUAUUGAAAUGGAUCAGCAAAACGUAUGACAAUCCUCCGGUUAUUAUUACCGAAUCUGGAGUCAGUGACAGAGGAGGUACGAAUGACACAGAAAGAAUCAAAUAUUUUUAUAGCUAUUUAGAUGCCACUUUGGAUGCCAUUGAUGAAGGUUGCAACGUCACCGGAUACAUCGCAUGGAGUUUAAUGGACUCGUUUGAAUGGCUCGCUGGUUAUAUCGAGAAAUUUGGAAUGUAUUAUGUUGAUUACAAUGACCCGAAACGACCGAGAUAUGCAAAAGCUUCGGCAAGAGCGUAUGCUGAAAUUGUAAAAACGGGUCAAAUUAAUUGGAAUUUCUGGCCUGAUCCGGAAAUUUAUAUUCCAGCACCGGGUGCGGGUUUAAAACUUAAAGAAAUGAAAUUUUUCGUGUUUUUGAGUAUUUUCGCAACUUUAUAUUUUUAUUUUUAAUAAAAAAUCAUAAAAAUUAGGUUUUUUUGUUAAUUUAUUUUUUUAUUUACUUUAAAAUUAUUUCACUAGUACAUUCU
This is a messenger RNA of Culicoides brevitarsis, 1798 nucleotides long. Its product is annotated as myrosinase 1-like. The transcript has 5 exons. Gene Ontology annotation, biological process: carbohydrate metabolic process. Gene Ontology annotation, molecular function: beta-glucosidase activity. The record is from RefSeq and is a predicted model, not a curated record. NCBI's taxonomy places the organism in Eukaryota, Metazoa, Arthropoda, Insecta, Diptera, Ceratopogonidae. Bases 132 to 1721 code for a protein of 529 amino acids.